This is a messenger RNA of Metopolophium dirhodum (rose-grain aphid), 2230 nucleotides long. RefSeq lists its product as uncharacterized. Gene Ontology annotation, cellular component: cytoplasm; nucleus. The transcript has 7 exons. The record is from RefSeq and is a predicted model, not a curated record. Gene Ontology annotation, biological process: coenzyme A biosynthetic process. Bases 347 to 1255 code for a protein of 302 amino acids. NCBI's taxonomy places the organism in Eukaryota, Metazoa, Arthropoda, Insecta, Hemiptera, Aphididae. Gene Ontology annotation, molecular function: phosphopantothenate--cysteine ligase activity.
GCACCGGUGGGUGGGAAUUAUCGACACAGUCUUGUCAGUUGUCGCUUGACGAGCCGACUCCCCUACCCCAUGUGUUCCCUUUAGAUAAAAAUAUCUAAAAACUAUUCUAAAAUCCACACGUUCAAGUACCUACUCGGGUACUCAACUUUGACGCCGCCGAGACGACACACCUGUUGUUACUUUUACCGAGUGCUGAUUAGUCGUAUAUAGUACUAAAUACUAAUAGUAGUAGUAUAAAGAGAGAAUAAAGUGGUCGUCGCCGUAGUCGUGUAAUUUGGGUACUUAUUCCGUUUACGUUGAACAGGUACAGACUACAGAAGUCGACCGGUUAUAAUUACUAACAAAAAUGGAUUGGGAAUCAUUUUAUGACACUCACCCUUCUCCUUCAAACUAUGAAUCUACUAUAACCACUGUAGAGAAUUUUGUAUGCAGCCAUGAAAACAAAAAAAUGGUUUUGAUAACUUCCGGAGGAACUACAGUCCCAAUUGAACAAAAUACUGUCCGUUUCGUUGACAAUUUUAGUCUAGGAACUAGAGGUUCUGCUUCUGCUGAAUAUUUUCUUGAUGCUGGAUAUGUUGUUAUAUUUCUUUAUCGUUCAAAUUCAUUGGAGCCAUUUGUUCGCCAUUUCAACAAUUCACUAUUAGAUAAAUUGGAGAUUGUAGAUGAUAAAUUAAUACAAGUGAAACAAAGUGAACUUGAUACGCUCUUUCCAAUACUGAAGAAGUACAAAGACGCUAAAAAUGAUAACAGAAUCCUAACAGUUCCUUUCACUACAUUGAUAGAGUAUAUGUGGUUAUUGAGAGGUUCUUGCAUGCUUAUGGAUACCAAGUAUUCUUUACUCUAUUUAGCUGCAGCUGUUUCAGACUUUUAUAUACCACCCAAUGAAAUGGCUGAACAUAAAGUUCAAUCCAAAGACGGACCUCCAAUGAUUGCUUUACGACUGGUACCUAAAGUUUUAUACGCUGUUACUCAUAUUUGGGCUCCAAAUGCAUACAUAAUUUCAUUCAAAUUAGAGACUGAUAGUGGGAUUUUAGAACAGAAAGCCAAAGGGGCUCUUAUUAAAUACAAGCAUCAACUUGUUAUUGGGAACUUACUACACACAAGGAAACAUAAUGUCAAGUUAAUAGCUCAAGAUGGUGCAAUUGAAGAUAUUUUAUUGACUGAGACAGAUAUCAAAAAAGGAAUCGAGAUUGAAGAUUUAAUAGUAUCAAAUGUCAAAGCUAAACAUGACCAAUUCUUUGAAAGCCAAAAUUAAUGAAUUAAUAAUGUUUAAUCAAAAUUACAGUGUUUCAGCAAUUAGAGAUAUGCUCUUUUUAAAUUUUUUUUUUGAUUGAAAAAUAUUUAUUCUGUAAUACAGUGUUUUUUAAACUUUUUAAGUGAAGAUCUCCCAAAUUUUAGUAUCGAGUCUUGCAACUUUUAAAUCUUAAAGCAUUUUUAAUUUAUUAAUUUAUAUAAUCAGUAAAAACUGUUUUCUUAGUUAUUAUUUAGUUUUUCCCUAUAAAACAGUUUCCAUUAUUAACCAUAUAAGUUUGUCCUGAACGCGGUUUAGUAGCUCUUAUUAUAAUCUAUACAUAUAUAUAUAUAUAUAUAUAUAUAUUUUAUUCCUAAACAUAUAUUUAACUUAAAAGUAAUUACAUUAUAAUAAAAAAAUAGUUCUGCCACUUCUUUUCCUUCGAUAGUUUGCUUUUCAUUGUCAGUGUAACAAACUAUAAUAACAUCAAGCCUUAUAUUUAAAUAUUAUAUGUUAUCCUGGGUCCACUCAGGAUCGGUUUUUGUUUUGUUUCUGUUUUUAAAAAUAAUUUAGAUUGUCCCAUCUGUGUUGGGAAAAGUUGAGCUUAUGUUUGGUUCGGUUUUCUUUUUCUGUGUGGACCCAGUAUUAGAAAAAUCAUCAGAUUGAAAAACUCUAGGUACUAAUGUACUAUGAUAAUUCUGAUAUUUUAUAGUUGAUUAUUUGUUUGAAAGUUCAAACACAAGGUGGGAUACUGUGGUUUUAUAGUUUCCUAUAAAGCCAACACAAAAAAUAACAUGGUAGCUAAUCUAGUUGUAUAUUGCGGACUUUUUGGUUGGUUAUUAUAACAAUUGUAUUUUUUUUUCAACUGUUGAAACAAAAUCUGUGGUGUUUAUUAGUCUUAUGUAAGCUAUUUGUUUUUUUUAUGUGUUUCAAAAAAAUGUUACGGUAUUAUUAUUACUUAAUAAAAUUAUAAGAAUUGUACUUAUUUAUUCAAAUGAA